This is a messenger RNA of Brassica oleracea var. oleracea, 1314 nucleotides long. RefSeq lists its product as uncharacterized. The transcript has a single exon. The coding region runs from base 1 to 1314 and encodes 437 amino acids. NCBI's taxonomy places the organism in Eukaryota, Viridiplantae, Streptophyta, Magnoliopsida, Brassicales, Brassicaceae. The record is from RefSeq and is a predicted model, not a curated record.
AUGUACUCGUACUCCAACGGCUCACCGUACACGCCGCGUUUAGGUGUACACUCAAAUUCGGCGUACACGCAUACGAGUAGUUGCCCAUUGUCACCUCGUACACCGCACCCUAUGCACGGCUCCCCUCACCAGCCUACAGUUCAGGCCCCACCACCCUGGGAGACCAGGCCACUAGGUGAGAUUAGCGACGAGGAAUUCGACAUCCCUCCUCUUUUUGACGAUCUCUCCUACGAGGCCGAUGAUGUACUUGAUCUUAACGUAGAAGACACUGAUGGGGAACCAACCGUUGGGAAGCUUUACGCAACCAAACAAGACUGUCAAAUUGGUUUAGCUAUCUAUGCUAUCAAAAAACACUUCCACUUCAGGCAGACCCGGACGACCAGGAACUCUUUUGUCCUCAGUUGCCACAACACGCGCCGAGACUGGUGCAUACUAGCUAAACAACUGACUACAUGUGGCUAUUACACUAUCAAAAAGGCUCAGCUUGAACACACAUGCCCUCUCGACCAGCGGGACCAAUACAAGACGAAGGCUACGUCAAAGGUCAUUGCUCAUAUCUACCGUUCUUGCUACGGAGAACCAAACGAAGGUCCAAAAGCGGCCCAGAUCCAACAGCUCGUCUUGGAGGAUCUGGGUGUCUCUGCCUCAUACAUGAAAUGCCACAGGCCUGAAGAACAGGCUGUCGACAACGCAGUGGGAAACACAGAAGAUUCAUAUCUCAACCUAGCCGAUUACUUUGAAAGGCUUAAAAACACCAACCCCGGUACUGUCACAGCCAUUGAAACAGAACUUGAUGAUUUUGGCCAGUCCAGAUUCCUCUACGCUUUCCUAUCAUUCGGAGCCUCAAUCCAGGGAUUCCGUCGUGUGCGACCAGUCCUCAUCGUCGAUGGCACCCACCUAUCUGGGAAAUACAAAGGCGUUCUACUAACCGCAAGCGGCCAGGAUGCUAACUUCCAAGUGUUCCCCCUAGCUUUCGCGGUUGUUGAUGGAGAGAAUAACAAUGCCUGGCUCUGGUUUCUAACAAAGGUCGAGAGGAUAAUUGCAGACUCCACCUCUCUUAGUAUCAUCUCAGAUCGUCAUAGCUCACUCCUCAAAGCCAGGGCUAUUGUUUUCCCCAAAGCGCAUCAUGGGGCGUGCAUCGUCCAUAUCAUGAGAAAUGUUGUCUCCCGGUACAAAAGCAAAGGACUCGCCAAACUCGUCUGUGCAGCUGCCUUUUCGUUCAAACGCAAAGACUUUAAUGAUAACUUUGGGAAAAUCCGUCAAACCAACGCUGCUUGUGCCAAAUACCUUGAAGACAUGGGCACCGACAAAUGA